AUGUGGCGCGUGCUGAUUCAAAACUGCCAUCAUCGUGCGUGGUCGUAUGUCGACGCAAUCCGUGGUUUUCACGUAUCGACAUGGCCCUCGCGACUCUCGCGCUUAUCCCGCGCACGUCCCAAUAUGAAUGGGGCGCCUCAUCGGCGGCCUAUGGUAUUUCGCAUUCACACUCCAAGCAUAGGCUUGGCCAUCGGAUUUGUUCUUACAACAUCUGCUCUUGCUUUUACAAGCUGUGCGGCCUGGUCGACUCACUCAAAUGAGCGUCUUUUCCACGGAUCUCAUUCUUUGUAUUCACUAUCAUCUCUUCUUGGCGUACGGCGGAAUUCUGAGCUGCUGGUACAAGACGAACAUGCUGAGCGUUGGGCUGGUGGAUAUCAUCGCCUUGUCCAAUAUUUACAGGCAUUUCCUCAGACUGUCCGCCAAGUAGGUCUCGACGUGUACGAGGGUAUCGCCGAUGCGUAUAUGGCUCUACCAACGUACCAACAAGCGGCUGUGCCACUCGUUGCACUCAACACAGCAGUUUUCGUCGCAUGGCUUCUAUCACCCGCUCUCGGUACUUCCGCUUGGAUGCAGCGCUAUUUUGUGCACCGGCCGAGCUCAGUUCGCGUCAUUACACUACUAACGUCUGUUUCGAGUCAUCAAUGGUUCCCACAUUUUCUUUUCAACAAUAUAGCCCUGUGGUCUGUUGGAAGUAGUGCAAUUCAAGCGUUACCUCGCAACGAAACCCAUGGAAACAUUCCCGAAGCUGACACGUUUCCGCAAUUUCUUGCAUUCUAUAUAUCCGCUGGGCUUUUUGCCUCUCUCGCGAGUCACUUGGCUGUUGCUUUCCGUUGGCGGCUGCCUUCACUCACUCCUGCAGAACGUGCCGGACUCUCUCGCCGUUCCAGCCUUGGCGCAAGUGGUGCGAUUUAUGCGGCUUUUGCUUUGUGUGCAUGCACGAUGCCUCAAGUACAGCUAAGGUAA
Molecule: messenger RNA, 963 nt
Organism: Malassezia globosa CBS 7966
Lineage: Eukaryota; Fungi; Basidiomycota; Malasseziomycetes; Malasseziales; Malasseziaceae
Exons: 1
Coding region: 1-963 (320 amino acids)
Cellular component (GO): membrane
Molecular function (GO): serine-type endopeptidase activity
Source: RefSeq, a predicted model, not a curated record